Molecule: messenger RNA, 1181 nt
Organism: Cynoglossus semilaevis (tongue sole)
Lineage: Eukaryota; Metazoa; Chordata; Actinopteri; Pleuronectiformes; Cynoglossidae
Product: dnaJ homolog subfamily C member 5B
Exons: 5
Coding region: 354-947 (197 amino acids)
Source: RefSeq, a predicted model, not a curated record
UUGUGUUCCCUGGUCGACUACUUUUCAGCUACAAAAACCAAGUCUGGGUUAGAAAUGUCACAAAUUCAGUUGAUUCUGAAAAAGUACUGGAUCUGGACCAAACUGGUCCGACUACCAGGUGCUCCACACGUCUGCUCCACUGGUGCCAGUGAAACUCGAGCACCAGGGGAGACUGGCAGUCACCUGAUCUUCUGCUGAAUGUUUAAUGGACUCUUCAGAGACACACGCCGCAGGAGAAGAAGACAGGUCUCAGAGCAGAGGGACCAGAGACACCUUCACAACCAGAACCAUCCAGAACCAGAUACCUGGGCAGGUCCAGACUUUAGGAGGCUUCAGCAGGUGAUGGUGUUAGGAUGUCAGAGUCCAGGCAGCGAAGUCUAUCCACGUCCGGAGAGUCUCUCUACACCGUCCUCGAUCUGCAGAGAGGCUGUAGCCAUGACGACAUCAAGAAGUCGUACAGGAAGCUGGCGCUGCGCUACCAUCCUGACAAGAACCCGGACAACCCCGAGGCCGCGGAGAAGUUCAAGGAGCUGAACUCCGCCCACGCCGUCCUGUCCGAUCUCAGUAAGAGGAACAUCUACGACUCGUACGGGUCUCUGGGACUCUAUGUGGCCCAACAGUUUGGCGAGGACAACGUCAACACCUACUUCAUGCUGUCCACCUGGUGGGCCAAGGGUUUGUUCCUGGUCUGCGGAGUCCUGACUGGAUGUUACUGCUGCUGCUGCCUCUGCUGCUGCUGCAACUGCUGCUGCGGCAAACUCAGGCCGGCGUCCAGUGCAGACGGGGCGGGGCAGGAAUACGUCUCACCUGACGACCUGGAGGAAGAAAUAGGCAACGACCCGGAGCAGGAUGCAGAGACUCCGAUGGUUCAACAGCCAACCAACGCCAGCGAGAAAACUCAGCUGAUCAGCGACGGCCACCGCAGAUACGGAGACACUUACACAUGAGACAGGAAACAGGAAAUGAGCUGUGACAGUGAAGCUCACUGAUGCCUUCAGGGACUCUAUGAGAUUUAGGUUCUUCUCCUGUGUGACCAAACCAAUGCUGUGAUUGGUUGAAGUUGAUAAUCCGAGGGUGUGGUUUAAUGACAUCAUUAUUGUGGUGUAAAUAAUCGUUGAAGUUUUGUUUAUGUAUUUAUUUCAUUUAUUAACUGUAGUGCAGUGAGCUGUGUGUGUGUGUGU